Messenger RNA from Sporisorium graminicola, 333 nucleotides. RefSeq lists its product as uncharacterized. The coding region runs from base 1 to 333 and encodes 110 amino acids. Gene Ontology annotation, molecular function: RNA binding. The transcript is spliced from 3 exons. Gene Ontology annotation, cellular component: catalytic step 2 spliceosome; Lsm1-7-Pat1 complex; U6 snRNP. The record is from RefSeq and is a predicted model, not a curated record. Gene Ontology annotation, biological process: P-body assembly; mRNA splicing, via spliceosome. Lineage: Eukaryota; Fungi; Basidiomycota; Ustilaginomycetes; Ustilaginales; Ustilaginaceae.
AUGGCCGAAGUGGAACGAUCAUCCUCCGCCGCACCGGCGAACUCAGCGCCAGCACCGCUCGGCUCGGUAACAGAACCAUUUGAUCUCAUCCGACUGUCCAUCUCGGAACGUGUCUAUGUCAAGCUACGAGGCGAUCGCGAACUGCGUGGUACCCUUCAUGCAUACGACGGACACAUGAACUUGAUCCUAGGAGAUGUGGAGGAGACCAUCUACGUUGUGGACAUCAACGAGGAGAACGGCGCAGAGACUGUUCGUGUGGUGAAGCGUCAAAGCGAAAUGCUCUUUGUUCGCGGAGACAGCGUCAUCCUCGUCUCUCCUCCCUCCAGUACCUAG